Messenger RNA from Lates calcarifer (barramundi perch), 3852 nucleotides. RefSeq names its product homeobox protein Dlx4a. Gene Ontology annotation, molecular function: RNA polymerase II cis-regulatory region sequence-specific DNA binding; DNA-binding transcription factor activity, RNA polymerase II-specific. Bases 550 to 1326 code for a protein of 258 amino acids. The record is from RefSeq and is a predicted model, not a curated record. Gene Ontology annotation, biological process: embryo development; cell differentiation; negative regulation of transcription by RNA polymerase II. NCBI's taxonomy places the organism in Eukaryota, Metazoa, Chordata, Actinopteri, Centropomidae. The transcript is spliced from 3 exons.
UGGUCUGUGGAGAGGCACAGCGCGCUCUGAAGGAGAGGAACACACUCCGCGCUCUGUGCUGCCAACAAGCUGCCUCAGAACACAAGAGAAAACGAACUCCGGACCGGUUGUUUUUGGACCGAGAGAGGAAGGAAAAAGAGCCCGAUUGAAAGGAUAUUCAAUGUGUUUUUCAGCCUCCUCGUCAGGAGUUCCUGUUUUGCUCUCCAAGUGCUAUCCUGCUCCGCACGUUGGCUUGUCAUGCGUCUGGUCCGUCUCUGUCGGACUCCAUGGUUUGGGUUUGAAACGCUGAGCGUCCUGGACCCGUCAGCUGGGAUGUAGCGGAGGGUAGACCCCCUUAAACCAGCUUCAUACCCGCCUACCCCAUCAGACAGGAAUACAGGUGACAUUUGUCGAAGGUAAAUUCAGUUUUAAAAAGGUUGAUGUUGGUUUAUGGAAACUGAAACACUUCUCUGAGAGUCUGCUGACUGUUUUAAACAUUGAUGAUGACUCUCGUCCGGAGGUCAUAGCUGACCCUUUUUAUUUCCCGCCACAUCACUGCCCCUCACCCCAAUGAUGACUAUGAGCUCUAUAUCAGACACUUUAGUCCCGCCUGAUCCGUCCAAAUCGGCGUUUUUGGAGUUCGGCGGCCACAGCUACCCCGGACACCCCGGACACCAGCAGCCCUCCCCCGGCUUGUCCCACAACCACUACCCGGUUCACGGUCUUCACGCCGUCGGACCCUCGCAGCACGACGGGCCCUUCUCCUCCGGCGCGACCUCAUACGGUCGCCCGCUGGGAUACCCGUCCUACCACAGCCCCGUGAGCGCGCACCACCCCGGGGCCUACUUGCCCUAUCAGCACGGGGGUCACGGCAGCGCGCUUGGACACACCAGACUGGAGGAUGCGGAGCACGAGAAGCCCACGGCGGUCAUAGAGAACGGGGAGGUGAGGCUCAACGGGAAGGGGAAGAAGAUCAGGAAACCUCGCACCAUUUACUCCAGCCUACAGCUCCAGGCGCUCAAUCAGCGCUUCCAGCAAACCCAGUACCUCGCCCUGCCUGAGAGGGCCGACCUGGCAGCCAAACUGGGCCUGACGCAGACCCAGGUGAAAAUAUGGUUCCAAAACAAAAGAUCCAAAUAUAAGAAGAUCAUGAAGAAUGGACCCUGUGGACCUGAGGGAGACCACUUAGCACCCCCACCACAGUCCUCCUCUUCUCCUUGCUCCCUAUGGGACAUCAGCAUGGCUGCAAAAGGUGCACCAGUGCACUCUGGAGGAUAUAUGAACAAUUUUGGACACUGGUACCCUGGACACCAGCAGGACUCCAUGCCAAGGACUCAGAUGAUGUGACAGACAGGAGCACAUAACACUUCCAGGACAAAUUAUGGAUUUAUGCCAACGAGCUAGCUCUAGCAAACUAGAGCUGUUAGGGACACAGACCUUGUUGAGAGUCUGAGCCACUCUGGAGGCAAAAAUAGUAUAACUGUCAGAGAUGUAAUGUGGUGAACAGAUAUCGUAUAUAAAUUCCUUUUGGCUGAAAAAGGCAAGGGGAAAUUGAUCAACUACAAGGGUAAAUUCUAAAGUAUAAACAGCUAUGAGAAUCGUUUUAUAAAUUUGAUACAAAUAUUGUUUUGAAGUUAGCAUUUUAGCAUUCACAAAAUAGGUUAUUAGGAGGGUAUCCAUAAAAAUGACUUGAUCUGGCUAGAUGUUAGCACCGCUUCAACUGUAGCAUUUUAAAUAAACCAGCCAGAGGUUAGCCAUGACAAGUGACAAAUCAUAAUUUGAAAUCAACACAUUGGCUCGAAUCACAUUUGCAGAGUGAUUAGAUAUGAACAUAACAAUAUGUGACAACUGAGCGCUCAGUUUGUAUGGGCCUGACCUGAGAACUGGCACCACAUAAAGUCAUAGCACUCUGCAGUAAACUUAAGAAGAUGCAUUCUCCCCACAAAUUCAAGUAAGUCAUGCUAGUCCAUAACUGUGUAAAACUGGGCAACUAGCUUGCUUUGCUUUGUCCUGACUACCACACCAAAGAAGUCUGUUGUUUUACUGUUAUGUUUUUGUUGUUCAUUUUGUCAGUUUGCUAAUUUGAAAUUGUGUAUAUCUGACUUCUCAAAUGUGUUUUUUAACAUUAGCUGACAUUAGCCACCAUAUGUUACUGGUCAUCGGCUGUAGUGGCAACCCCUAAGUGUAUUAAAUGGGGAAAAGGUUUGUUUAAUUGCUUAUGAAUUCAACCUUUUUUUGUAAGAAGAAGAAUAUGUUAUUUCUUCAAAUAUCUCCAUCAAGACAUAUCUCAAUUUAAAAUAGUCAGUCAGGUUAUUUCUGCCUCCAGAGCAGCUCUGCCUGCCAAGACAUUUUGGAUAAAGCUACAACUCAAAGUUAACACCAGCCCUGCAUCUCUAAUACUGGACUAUUUCAGGUUUUUUCUGUAUUUUCAGUGGGUUACUGUGGGGCAGGUAAACAUGUAAAAAGAAGGGUUUUUCAGGGCUUCUUCAUACUUGUUCUUAAUUGAACUAAACUGAUUCAGAUUCUGGUUUUCUAUCACUAAACACUAAUCAAAUUAAAUAAGUAAAGAUUACAGUUCUUUUGAUUCUGACUGUUGUUUAUAUUUCAUGAAUUCUGACACGGUUUUGUGUGACACAUUAAUGGUUCUAUGUAGCAUACAGACCUAUAAAAAGCCAUUAUGAAACAACUUGAUUACACCAGCAGGAGUUCUAAUAAUGCAUAAGAACAAGCAACCAUUUUAUGGUACUUAUAAACCCCUUAAGAGUACAUGGGAAACAGGCAUGGAAUUUCACUGUAUCAUUGCAUCUAUUAUUUCAUUUUUUUUUCAUCAUAAUUAAAGAUAAUUAAAAUAAGAUCAAGUCAAAAACAAAAUGCCAGACAUUUAUUUGAAAUCAUUAUAUAUAAAAAAAACCAUAUAAGAUACAGCAGGUCAUUCAGAACCAAUGUGCUGAUUUAGCAGUUCUCAUAAUUAAUAUAAUUGACAAAAUUAAAAUAAUUGUGCCUUACACUCCAGCCUGUUAUUGUUCAGUUUUGUCCCCAGUCGUUUUUAAAGGGUUUGGAGGUUUUGGUAGUAAAUAAUGGGCUGUUAGAUGCAGGGACGUUGCCAUGCUACACAACAGGGUUUAAUUAAUUGUGGUUCUGCACUUCUGAUUGUGAACAACUUUUCAUCUUUAUUUUCUUUUUUAUGCUUCAAUGGAUUUUAAUGAUGGUUCCUUUUAAAUGUGUCACUCUAACACUUUGUUUAUCCUGCUCUUCUCUUGAGACCUGAAGUAGGAAACUCCCUAUGAACCUCUGUUUCAUGACUCAGCAACCUCUUAAAAUACUGAAUUAAUAUUUUAUGUUAUAUGGGUCAGGAUACACUUAUUUGAAAUAAAUCAAACCCAGUGAUCAUUUUGUUUAUUGAACUUACACCAACCAAGGUUGUAAUUUGUUUUUGCAUCUCGAGCCUUAGAGAUCGUAUCAAUGUUAGACUUCAGUAAUGUUUUGCUGAAACUACAUAGUCCCUCUCAGUGUAAGGUCUUUGUGUACCCCAGUGUCUUGGAGCCAUUUUCUCUAAAGUUGUAAAUCAGAAGAAGCAGGUCACAUCUUUGGCCCUGCAAACAUCUGGAAAAGCAAAAAGAGUCGUCAAACAUCGUCAAUGAUUUUAUAAAAUGACCAUGUCAAUUAUAGGUAAUUUAGGACACAGCUUGUUAAAUAAAGCUUUCACUCUGACGCUGUAAUUAUCUGUAAUUGUCAGUCAAGGGAAUAUCCCUCUGCCUCAGGCCCUAAAGGAAAAGGGUAGGAAAUAGAGGAUUACAUCAAACUGGAUUACUGAGGGCUAAUUCUUUCACAACAAAUUGAUCUGUUGAAUGAAUAUUAAAAAAUGCAUUAAUA